Molecule: messenger RNA, 684 nt
Organism: Cinara cedri
Lineage: Eukaryota; Metazoa; Arthropoda; Insecta; Hemiptera; Aphididae
Source: the annotation of a GenBank genome assembly
AUGAUUAGUGCGAUUGUAACGUUGUUCACCGUGGCCGCCUUGGCCGCGCACGACCGCGCGUCGGCCGCUCGCAUACUCGGCGUGUUCCCGCAUCACGGAUACAGUCAUCACAUGGUUUUUUUGCCGUAUCUCCGGACGUUGGCGGACCGCGGGCACGACGUGCACGUUAUCAGCAAUUUCGGUUCGUCUCAUCCGAAAAUCACGGACAUUGGCGUCGAGGGUUCGAUGCCUAUGAGCAACAACACAGUCCCGUUCCCGGAAUCGGACACGGCGUUCGGAUUUUCCAGCAUGUGGAGGGACAUGGAUAUACUGUACAACUUGGCAAAGUCCACGGAGAGUAUGUUCGGCGUGCCGGCCGUGAAACNUCGGUUUCGCAGCCAAGUACCGCGCACCUUUCGUGUUGCUCAGCAGCUGCCCGUUGAUACCGUGGUCCAUGGACCUGUUCGGUCAACCACAACAGACCGCGUACAGGCCGUCCGUGUUCAGCGGUUUGUCGGAACGCAUGGAUUUCGUCCAGCGACUGAUCAACACGUUGAUAUCACACGUGUCCAUAGUUAUGUUCAGGACAACGAAUCGACCCUGGAGCCAACACGUGAUAAAAAAACACCUCGGUGUAGAUAUUUCUCUGGACGAAUUCGCGUCAAACGCAAGUUUGAUAUUGGUCAAUACGCAUUGGAGUAUUAA